GUACCUGUUGACAGUAUGAAGGACAUCAAUCCAACUAGCUUUAGAGAAAGCACAGAAGAAACUUUGCAGCUUAAACAUGAAGGCAUCCGUGUGUGUUCUGUUCGCAGUGGCGUGUUGGUUCGUUUCCAAGGCAGAGCAGUCGCCGACGCAACUCACGCUCAAAAAAGUCAUGAAGGAACUCGAGAAGAUUAAUAAAGUAAUGGACAAAAACGCGAGUUUGCUCUACUCACCCACCACCAACGAUUUGAAGGACUGCUGCAUUAGAUCUGCUCUGGAGUGUUUUAGGUCCCAAGUGAUGAACCUGAAGUUCACUGAAGACAAACCUAUAAAGUCACUGAAGAGCAUCUCCAAUGAGUCACGAAAAAAACUCAUUGUGGAUAAUUUGCCCAUUUGCAAGACGGUAGAAGGCGAGGAAACGGAAGCUCAGUGCAAAUCCUGUGAAUCGUACAGCCAGGUUAACAGCCAAAUGUUCGUGCAGAACUUUCAAACUCUUCUUCAAAAGAUCUAUGCCAGUCAAGCAUAGAGACGAGAAGAGUGAAGAGACUAUAUGACACUACCCACCUACCCGCGGCAGAGAAGAGUCUGCUCCUGCUAAUCUAUUUAUUGAUUAUUUAUUGAACAUUUUCUUGUUUGUUUGAACUGGGAGAUCUGUUAAAGGAUUGCUCGUGUCAUUAAUGUGUUUUUUUUAGGAACAGGGUGGCAAAUGUUUUGAAAUUUCACUGUUUUAGGAUGUAAAAUGUAUCAUCUUUGUUUUACCGUCAUCUUGUGGUGAGAUCUCAGCACUGCUGCCUUCAUGACGGCCCUGUUCCUUGAAAGAACCCAAAGGGUGGUUUCCCUGAUGAAGAUUGAGCCUUAUGCAAUAAUACAAGUGCUUUUGAGUAGAUCUUUAUCAAGUAUUCUAGGAAUUUUAUUCUUAGUCUUUGUCAGGAAAACCACUCCUAUAGAUAAUAUGUUACCAACAUAUAUUUAAAAAGCAGAUACACAUUUAUUAUUCUAUGUCUCACAGUGAGAUGCAUGUAUUUUGGAUGAUAUUUAUUGACAUUAAAAUAUUUCUUAAUGUUUA
Molecule: messenger RNA, 1063 nt
Organism: Megalobrama amblycephala (Wuchang bream)
Lineage: Eukaryota; Metazoa; Chordata; Actinopteri; Cypriniformes; Xenocyprididae
Gene: il21
Product: interleukin 21
Exons: 6
Coding region: 77-523 (148 amino acids)
Biological process (GO): immune response
Cellular component (GO): extracellular region
Molecular function (GO): cytokine receptor binding
Source: RefSeq, a predicted model, not a curated record